CGUGUUGGUACCGCCUCCUUAACCAGCGUUGUAAACAAACCCUGGAUAAUAUUGGAAGUUUGUCCCCGCACCACGAAAAUAUCCUAUCCUUAAAAAAAUUAGUCGGAGUAGCUAUAGUUCUUUUAAAAUUGUAACUACAAAAUACACGAAACGGUUUCAUCUCAGAGAAAAACUUGUUCCUGUUGUCAAGUGUGAGAAACCGAGAGAGAACAGCUGCAAGACGAUUGUUGUUUGUUUGGUUUGGAUCCGUCCGAUGGUUUCUUGCUGAAAAAGUGACAAAACAAGCUAUCCCCUACGAUUGAGCAAUUUACCGAUGCAGUUGACCUAUCCAACGGUAGUUUUCUGGUCACAUAUUCGUUAAAAUUAGGUCUUCCAUUGAACAUCCGAUAACUACGUUAGAUAGAAUGCUCUGUGUGCCAGAGAUGGUACCAUUCAGCUUGUCUGGGGAUGACAAAGAAGGACUUCAACAAAGCCAAAAUAGAAAAUGAUUGGAAAAGGCGCCUCUUUGCUGUUAAGUUAGAGAAACAUGGUGAAGCUGACAAAGGCUAAGACGUUCCAAGCGUACCUAGACUCGUGCCACCGCAGGUACAGCUGUGUUCACUGCCGAGCACACCUGGCCAACCAUGAUGACCUCAUCUCCAAGUCUUUUCAGGGUAGCCAGGGUCGUGCCUACCUCUUCAACUCUGUGGUGAAUGUGGGCUGUGGUCCUGCCGAGGAGAGGCUGCUACUCACGGGGCUCCACGCUGUGGCAGACAUCUACUGUGAGAGCUGCCACACCACACUGGGCUGGAAAUACGAGCAGGCCUUUGAGUUGAGUCAGAAGUACAAGGAGGGGAAGUUCAUCAUUGAGCUGUCCCACAUGAUAAAGGACAACGGCUGGGACUGAGAGGUGAAGGGAGAUGUUUUCAUUGAUGUUUCGUCCCUCAUCCGUUGUUCUUCCUGGCCUGAAUGUGUGUCCCCUCACCCUGCGUAAGGGCCAUCAUCUCUGCCACUCCGUCACUUCAUACAGCUUUGCCAAGAAUAGCAUGUGAUGUUUGUUUUUAUAUAUAUAUCUAUAUACACACGGAGUAUUCCAAACAUUAGGAACACCUUCUUAAUAUUGAGUUGCACCCCUCCCUUUUGCCCUCAAAACAGCCUCAGUUCAUCAGGGUAUGGACUCUACAAGGUGUUGAAAGUGUUUCACAGGGAUGCUGGCCCAUGUUGACUCCAAUGCUUCCCACAGUUGUCAAGUUGGCUAGAUGUCCUUUGGGUGGUCGACCAUUCUUGAUACACACAGGAAACUGUUGGGCGUGAAAAAUCCAGCAGCGUUGCAGUUCUUGACACAAACCGGUGCGCCUGGCAUCUACUACCAUACCCCAUUCAAAGGCACUUAAUUAUUUUGUCUUGCCCAUUUACCCUCUGAAUGGCACACAUACACAAUCCAUGGCUCAAUUAUCUCAAAUCCUUCUUCAACCUGUCUCCUCGCCUUCAUCUACACUGAUUGAAGUGAUUUGAAUAAGUGACAUCAAUAAGGGUUCAUAGAUUCACCUGGUCAGUCUAUGUCAUGGAAAGAGCAGGUGUUCUUAAUGUUUUUGUAUACUCUGUGUGUGUGUGUGUGAUACAUGUAUAUAUAACUAUACACACACACUCGUAGGUUUUACAUCAAGUCUACCCCACUAUUACGGGAGCACCUUUUGUCAAUAUCGAUAUAUCCCAAUGUUUAGUUCUAUCAUGGUAGAGAAUAAGCGAGUACAGGCUGUGUCAGUGCCAGUGAGUGUGUGAGCGCAAGCAAGAGUUUAUAUACCCUCGGGCAUGUGUGAGUUGUGUGUUUACGAGUGUGUGUGUGUGUUGCAGUGCGACCACCUCCUUAGCAACCUCACUAAAUCCUACUCAUGUAAUCCGUGCAUCUGUGUGGGAUCGUAGUCAGACAAAAAACUAAAUUCUCUCUCAUUAAGUGCAAUUCACAGGGUUGAGACAAUUAGACUGUUAUGCAAAAACCUAGCGCCCUCAAGGCUGUUCUCUUUUUUUCAUUUUUUUUAGGUGAAUGUGUGAAAAAGCAAGUUACCUUGCUUUGCGUGUGUGUGUUUUAAGACUUCAUACUUAAUGUUUGAUGGUUCAAGCAGAGUUGGAAAAAAGUCAUUACGUUUAUCUCAAAUGGACUAUCAAGUGCAAUAAAGUAGGGUGUGAAUGCGCCUGGUUAAAGUGUCAGCAAUAUAACAUUGGUCAUGUUUUUUAAUCCUUUAAAUGACAAUCAAUGUAUUCAGUUGUUAAUGAUGUUAAAGGCUGCAGCAUUACACAGUUUGUAAGUGUUUCUGUGUGAUUGGCCCGUGUGAGUUUGAAUACUGUGUGUAAAUGUUUGGCGUAUGGGUAUUUUCUCUGUAUUCUGCCUGUGGGUAUGCAUUUUAUGGUUUGUGUGUGAGUGUUUAUACUGUGUGUAUGCAGUGUGAGUGUACAGUGUAAGUUUGUAUGAUCAGAUGCAGUACUUGUUAGAUAGACUGUUAGCAAAUGCUUUAGUUUGGGGGUGAAAUCUAUUGUUUCUGAUGUGUAAUUGGAUAUCCAUUUUUACGUUAUUUCCUUUUGAGAUCAAUCUUGUAAAUACAGCUUAACAUUGAGCAGCAUGUACAUAAGCAUUUAUUUGAUGAUAUAAGAGAGCAGUGUGUAAUAUCAAAAAGGAUGAAUAUAUCUAUAAUUAUGUAGCAGAUUGUGACUAUGUAAGCUUUUCCAUUAAAAUGUUUUAUUUUAACCUGAACUCGCACAUUAAAGUAUGUGGUAAAUA
This is a messenger RNA of Salvelinus fontinalis (brook trout), 2755 nucleotides long. Its product is annotated as protein yippee-like 3. NCBI's taxonomy places the organism in Eukaryota, Metazoa, Chordata, Actinopteri, Salmoniformes, Salmonidae. The transcript has 6 exons. Bases 527 to 886 code for a protein of 119 amino acids. The record is from RefSeq and is a predicted model, not a curated record.